AAACGCUUGCUUAUCAACCUAUAAUGUUUUUUGAUUCUUAGUAACCUAUACUGGAAAACCAUUAAUAUCAAAGGCAAGUCAUAAUAGACCAUAUUUUUUUGCAAAAAGCUACACUUUAUUUGAUCUACAUUCGCUGCUAGCCUCUAAAAUAUUUAAAAGGUACAAUACCCGAGUAACUUAGGCUUCUAAAUAGCAGGAGAUAUGGACUAUGAGUCACAGUCCUUAAGGAGCCUUUGAAGGUAACGUGCCCUGGCAUACCAACAGCCAACAUCCAUAUCAUGGAAACCAUAUCUAGAGGCUAUAUUAUCGUAAUCAAAACUUACGUCUACAUUCAGCGUUUGAUUGGAUUGGUUGCAUAAUCUAAAAAGCUACAUCACAUAGAUAUGGAUGUGGCAUUUCUCAAUACAUUGAGGGCGAAAGUGUUUGAAUGAUGAGAAAUAUAAGCACUACCUUGACCUGACAUCAACUACCUGAUCUUGUUAGAUUGGCAUUGGAUGUUUGUGAAGGUUGUCAGCUCAAAAAAGGAGAGUUGACACACCUUUUCUGAGAGUGAAGGUUGAAAACUUAGAAGUGCAGUUGUCUUUUAUCUUUUGAAAAGCUACGGUGUAAAGUGCUCAACUUGUGAGUUGUUUGACCAUUUUGAUUAAAUGACACAAUUAUGCACACACACACGUACACACACACACACACACACUAACACACACACACACACACACACACACAUAAUUAACACACACAGACAGACAGACAUAUAUAUAUAUAUAUAUGUAUAUAUGUACCCAAGUUUUUGUAUGCUUCAUGUGUCUUAGGCUAAAAACCAUGCCUUUGCCUAGGCUGCAACUCGGGCACUUCUUCAAAUUUUGAAACUGAUUCUUUAGAUUAAAAACUCGAGCCUCUGAUAUUUGUGAAUACGUGUGAGAGUGUACUCCAUAAUUCUGCAGUUCUGCAAGCCUCUGGAAUGCUAGCUAGCACUUCCUCAGAAAGUGUGGAGGUAAUUUAUGCAACCAGAGACUGAUCACAUUUCUUCAAAGCCAUAUAUUCUAGAUUCUUGACAGAUUUAGUGGAUGUUGGCACCCCUUUCAUCCUUUGUUUCCUGCAAAACAGAUCACGGUGGUGCAGGAAAAAAACCAUCCAAAUGAUGAUCGAGAUCCUAACUCCAUAUGAACGGAAUUGUUUGUCUCUUCCAUGUUGAAAAAUUAGUCUGUGAAAAGCUUUUCGGUGACCAGCUGGUUAAGAAAGUUUGUCGAAGGACCAGAAUUGGAAGGAGAAUCCACAGAUAAUGCACAAAGAUAUAUAACUAGGAAACCUAGAGAAAAAAGUAGACGACAAGAAUAUUAACUUCUCGGAAGAAGGAAGAUAGAAGAAAGAAGAAGGAGCUUGACCACUUUAUCAAUCAGCAGAUCUUAAAGAACAUAGAGUAACCAGAGAUAAAAUGACCAGCCAAUGGUGUCUUUGCAAAAGUAAAAUUCAUGACUUCGUUUUGCCUUUUCUUUCAAAGGUCGGAUGAGGCUCAAUACUGAAUCUGCAGGUUGUUUUAUGCUGGACUGGCCAUCAAUAGAAAACCAUCCUCUUGAUUGUUGAAUGUAAAGUGAUGAAUAAGGCAGAUAAGAGCUGAAAGAAAUCAGAAAACAGAACAGACUUAAUGAACACAUCUGUGUCAGCACUGAUUCAUGCCAGAUAUAUGUAUCAAGAUAUCAAAGAUGAACGUGGGAUCAUUUUUAUAUCCAGAGACAAAUAUAGUCUGAUAUAAACAGAAUACAGAGGUAAAAAAAAAAAAAAGAGGUACAAGCCAAGAAUUUUUUAUGUGUAUUGUGUAUAUUAGACAGCAAAGGAUACGAAAAUGGGGCAUGACAGAGAAAUAUCAGAAGAUAGUGGAAACAGUUAAGAAAAUUAGGGGUUGACAGAGAAAUAUUGGGCAAUAUUAGAAACUGACUUAGGAAUAUUAGAUGACAGAUGGCUUCAGCACAUUCGGAAUAGAGAUAUGAAGAUAACCUGAUUUUGAUGACAGAAGUAGAAGUUCGCUGCAAAGCCUGCCGGCUCAUAGGUGAGGCACUGUUUCUUCCUCUCUCAUACAGAAAACACAUUGGUUUGCAAGUGGAAUGCCUUGUUUCUUGAAUCUGUCCAAGGUAACCAGCCUAUUUUGGGCCGCUAGAAAGUUGAACGAUGCUGCAUUAGGGGGGGCUGGUUCCAAGCAGUUCUAUUCCUUUUGAUCCUAAUAUGAUCAUAGAUCUUUUUGCAAGAGAGGGAAGAAGCUUCAUUGUCAUCCCACCAAAGUCGAUCAGGGCUAUCAAUUAAUUGCAAGGGCUCAAUAGCAUGACUGAUCCAAGUCUGGUUUAUCACAGCCUGAACUUGCGCUUUAUCCAAUUUGAUCUGAGCCACAGUCUUCUCGAAGUGACUCUCAGCAGCCCUGAAAUCAACACCAGUCAGCCUUUAAUUCCGCACCCCCACAAGAGCAGAACCAAAAACGGACGCGACUUCCAUUUCCAGGUUUCCAAUGAACAUGGUGACUAAUGGCUGUCCGUGCCCAUAGAAUAGCUUUCCAUGAUGCCGACUGGUUAACAGCCUUCUUUGGUACCCGAACGUUGUUACGACGGAGGUAUUUCUUCCUCACCAUAUCAGCCCACACGGUCACACCGAGUCGCUACAAUAUACUUUGAAUGCCAUCUGGAUCAACAUAGCCCUAUUGAGAGUGUGAAUAUCGGUCAAGUCAAUGCCCCCUUCACCAACCGGCUUACAUAAGACUUUGCAACUGAGUUGAUGUCGAUGCCGAUGGUUAUCAGUGUCAGCCUAAACAAAGUUGGCCAGAGGCUUAUCAAGUUUCUGAACUGUGGCAGAAUGAAGUCUAAGGUUUGUAGCCCAGUAAUUGAUGAUCUGGGCGAGUAGUAGGGAUAGUAUCUCAAGCCGACACAUGCCAUGUUCAAAUUUGAGCUUACGGAUGAACAUCUUCAUAACUAUUAGAAAAAGAUAGGAGGAGAGAGGUGUUAGAAAGCUAUGUUUCUCUUCAAUUAACUUGGUAGGAUAGAUUUAUCUUGUAAUAGGUUAGAUCCAUUUCUUUUAUUAUUUUCCUUUUACUUCUAUAUUUUAUUUUUAGUUUUACUUUUCAGCCAAAGAUAUGGCUAACUUUAUCCAGUUGGACUCUCCAACGGCUAGAUUUCUAGCCAUUGGAGACUCCAAGGGAUCUUUUUCUCUUCUAUUUAUUGUAUCUUUUCUUUCUUUUUUGUAAGCUCUUGAAGAGCAGUGUCAACUCUGACAUAUUGUUUUGGAGUGAUCUGUUGGUGCUGUAUCAGCAUUAUUAGAAGCACCGGUCGAGGUUGAAGUUGCUGUCAACUGUGACAUACUGCUGUGGAUCAUUUACAACAAAACGUAUUGACUGUCUUGAAACUGGUGCGCUUUCUUUUUCUCUUCAAAAGGCAGGCUAGUUUACUUUUCCAAUGGAUAAGAAGGAAUAUUUCUAACUUCAGCCCCUUCUUAAACUUACUCAAACCAACUUUGUUAUAUGGGCUUCAACCAUAAAGCACCAUAUAGGAGGGCAAGGUCUUUGGGUUUACAUUGAAGGGACUGAAAUUGAGCUUACAAUAAGUCUUACUAAAACCAUGGACAGAAAAAUUGAAGAGCUAAAGGGAAAUGAGGGAGAUAAGGCAGUCAAAGAGUUUGAAAAGAAAUGGAAAGAAUGGAAAACCUAUGUCACAUAGGUAGGGGUAUGGGUGCCAGUACGAGUACAAAUCAUUUUUCAAAAACUUGGGUGCAGGGGUACUGUCAUGGGCUGACUCCUUCAGCCAGUGCGGCACGGCAAGAACCUGAUUGCCGUAACCCUCCAAACCACCGAAAGGGACGCAAAGGUAGUUUUAGAAAACAAAAGUGGCUGCGGCAUUCGUCAACCCGAACGACACUACCAAGAAUUCAAAGGCACCGUAGCGAGUGACACAAGUUGUCUUUGGCUCGUCACCGUCAACAAUCCGAACUUGCCAAUAUCUCGAUCUGAGGUCCAGGUUGGAAAAUACUCGAGCUUCGCCUAGUUGAUCAAACAGAUCUACAAUCAAAGGUAAGGGGUACUUGUUUUUCAUCGUUACUUUGUUCAGCGCUCGAUAAUUCACACAGUUUUUUGGAACCAUCAUGUUUUGCUUGGAAUAACACUGGUGCACCAAAAGGAGCUUUGGAAGGUCUGAUUAUACCUCCAGCUAGCAUCUCGUCCAAUUGUCACCGAAACUCUUUUAAUUCUAUAGGGGCCAUUCGAUAAGGUGCCACUGCCGGGGGUUUGGCACCAGGAAUGAGUUCUAUGGCAUGAUCCACCUCACGUCGAGGUGGCAGCCGUCUAGGGAGCUCCGCAGGCAUUGUUCCUGCGAAUUUCGCUAAGACAGGCGCAAGCGCCUUUGGUACCAAACCAGGGGAGUCAUUAGUCACUUCCCUGAUUGCCACCAAGUACGUAUCUUCACCGUGCUUUAAACCUAUCUUCAACUGAAGAGCAGAUAUCAUUGCGGCCUUACCCCUAUCCCUCUUAACCGAUAUUGUUGGGACCAUACAGGGAGACUUCUCGUCCAUGAUACUGAUACUGCGCAGGUGCGGCAUCGGGACCAUCUUUGCGAUAUUGAGGAGCUCCAUUCCUAGGACCAUCCGAAAAUCAUCUAUCGGGACCAUCGAGAAGUUGGCUCUUCCUGACCAACUCUCAAUCUUCACAACCGCAUCCCGGGCUAUAUCGUGGAUGGGUUUUGCCUCUGAGUUCACCGCCUUCAUGCGUAACUCUCCCUUCUCAAGGGUGAGGCCCAAUCUCCUCGCAUUCUCAUCUGAGACGAAGUUAUGCGUGGCUCCCGUGUCUACCAUGGCCAUAGUAGGCCUUCCAUUUACCAAAAUCUCUAAGUACAUGAGCUCCUUGGAAGGUGCCGCUAUCACUUCCGUUUUCUCCUCCUUUCUUAGGGUGUUCAAAAGUUGAAGUGCACUCACCUUUGGUCCUUCCCCUUCUUCACCUUGUACCGCACUAGCAGAUUGUCUUGAAGAGCUUGCCUGAUUGUUUCUGUUCUGACGCUUCGGACAUUGCCUUCCCAAGUGGCUAUCUUCGCAAAACCAACAUUUCAACACUCUAUUCUGAGAGUUGUCAUUUUUGUGAAAGAAUGUCCUCCUCUCGACUUGAUGCUGAGUCGAUGAUUCAUCUUUACGUUCUCGUUGAUCCUCUUUCUUUCCUCCAUGGUCAGGCUUCUACGAGGGCCUGAAGGUGUUAGUGUAGCUCUUGCGCUGGGUAUCGACCAAGCGUUCCGCUACCACAUAAGCAUCCUCUAAGGUCUCUGGAUUACUCCUUUCUACUUCGGAUUGUGCCCACGAUUGGAGUCCCAAAAUAAACCAGUUCAGUUUAUUUUGUUCCUGCAUAUCUGACACAUCUAACAUGAGCCUCUGAUAGGCCCUCACAUAAUCUCGUAACGAUCUCGUAUGUUUCAGUUCACCGACCAUCCGAUAGGCAUGACGUCGCAUUCGGGGGCAUGAAGUAAGUCAUCCACUCUCGCUGAAAAUUAUCGAAAGUGUCUAUUGUGCAGAUCCCCUUUUGAAUGUCGAGCCGUUUUCGUCUCCACCAUGCCACAGCAUCGCCCUCCAGCAACAUAGCUGCAGUCUUGACCUGAAGGUCGUCCCCCACAACGCCUUGCAGAUCCAGAUAGUAUUCCACUUGGAAUAAAAAGUUGUCGAUCACUCGACUAUCCCGGGUCCCAUUGUAUUUCGCUGACCUCUGAACGUCGACCCUCGUUGGCCGAUCGUCACCUCCACCUACAGAGAUCUGUCGCUGUAGUGUGCGGUUCUUUAUCUGAAGUUCCUUGACUUUAGCUUGCAGUGCGGUCACUGUGUCAGUAAGUGACUGAUUCAUGACCAUAAGAUCGGCCAUUUGAUCCCGUAGGAUCUUCAUCUCGUCCUUCAUUUCACCAAAGGACUCAGCUGCAUUACUCAACGCUUCUUCAUGAGUAGUCACGUCGGUAACCAACUUGUUCACCACCUCGGCCAGGUCUUCCUGACACUGGGAUGUACCCAUCUCGUCAGACUGGGCUGCUCCCUUGCCCUUGGCGCUUCGCAGAUUGUAUUGAGUCGCCAGGAUGUCCUCCUCGAUCAACGAUCGCCGACGUGUAGUUCUACACCGACUAUCCAAUCGCUUCCCCAGAUUGAGCAGAACCUGAGGCUCUGAUACCAGUUGUCACGGGCUGACUCCUUCAGCCCGUGCGGCACGACAAGAACCUGAUUGCCGUAAGCCUUCAAACCACCGAAAGGGGCGCAAAGGUAGUUUUAGAAAACAAGUGUAUAAAGAAUGCUUUGUGAAUAAAGAAAUCUCGCAAUGUAUUCAACUUAGAAAAUUGGUACAUCACGAGAAAGAUAAGCAAGGAGAAUGAUUUCAACUUUACAUAUAUAGGAUGACCGAAGCCGCUUACAGGAUUCCCAAGCCAACCAUCCAAAACUAAGAAUCCCAAUACAUAACACUUAGACCGGUGGGAGGGUACUCCCUUACAACUUACAAGCAAACGAGCAUAAACAAAGGACUCAACAUAACCAAAGGAAGUAUACUGCGAUAGAAAAGGAGUACCCUCAUAUCUUUUGGACUUCUUGUGCAGUUCAUAGCUUAAAUUUGGCUCUAAAGAGUAUAUGCAAUCCACCAAGUAAAGAGCAAGAUCCUCAUGCUUAUGAAUUAUGUUCGUGGAUUGAAGACUUGGAAAAGGAUGUGAGGAACAUCAGAAAUUUCAUAGUAAAUCAUCAACAUGCACUUUCCAUUUAUAACAAGCAUUCUGAUCUAAAAUUAUUAAGAGUUGCAGAGACACGUUUUGCAUCUCUAAUUGUUAUGGUCAAAAGGAUAAAAAGGGUGAAAAGUGCAUUGAUCAGUAUGGUGACUGAUGAUGAUUGGAGUUUCUACCGUGCUGAUGAUGAUGACAAAGCUCAAGCAAUCAAAGGAAUGAUUCUUGAAGACAAGUGGUGGGAUCAAAUCUUUUAUUUUCUUGCAUUCACAGAACCGAUCUGGGAGAUGUUGAGAGUUCUUGAUUGUGAUAAUUCAACGUUGCACUGUGUGUAUGAGAUGUGGGACACUAUGAUUGAAAAAAUCCAAGAGGUUAUUUUUAAGCAUGAAAAAAAAAGUAUUGCACUUGAAGAUUCAGCAUUUUUUGAUCAUGUGCAUAGAAUAUUGAUUGCAAGAUGGGAUAAAAGUAGCAAUCCUCUUCAAUGCAUGGCACAUACAUUAAAUCCUAAAUAUUAUGGAAAAAAGUGGCUUACAGGGGGUGUUGGAAGAACCCCACCACAUCUGGAUCUAGAAUUAUCAACAAACAGAGUAGCAUGUAUUAAUAGGAUUUUCAUUGAUGUACAUCAAAAUCGCCGAGCUAAUGAUGAGUUUGAAAGGUUUUCUACUGGAAUUGGAGAAGAUGUAGGUGCAACUGUAGACAAAGAUAAUUAUCCAUCUUUAUCUUGGUGGAUUAAACAUGGAACUGCUUAUCCUACUCUUCAAUACCUUGCUUUCAGAUUGCUAGUUCAACCUGCUACAUCUUCAUGCUGUGAGAGAAAUUGGAGUACAUAUUCACAAAUCCACACUAUAAAACGAAAUAAUCUCACAAGCAAACGUGCAGAAAAUCUGGUUUAUGUGCAUUCUAACCUUCGGCUUCUAUCACGGAACAAAGAAGAAUAUAGGGAAGGAGAAACUAAAUAUUGGGACGUGAAUGUUGAGGACUUUAACUUAGAACAAGAGAAUGAACUUGAAGUUGUUAAUUCAAGAUUCGAAGAACCUUGUAUUCCCUCAACAUCUUCUAUUGUGGAAGAAGAGGAGAUUGGGGAGAACGAUGAUUUGGGCAUUGAUGAUGACUAGAAUGAUGAUGAACAAUGUUUUGUGAUGAUUGAUGAACAAUGUUUUGUAACUUUCUUUGAGACUUUCUUGCUUAUGUCUUAGCAGUUAUCACUUUUGAGAUUUGGUGAUGAACAAUGUUUUGUUUGAGACUUUCUUUAUUAUCAUUUUUAA
Messenger RNA from Nymphaea colorata (pocket water lily), 7960 nucleotides. RefSeq lists its product as uncharacterized. The transcript has 2 exons. Lineage: Eukaryota; Viridiplantae; Streptophyta; Magnoliopsida; Nymphaeales; Nymphaeaceae. The record is from RefSeq and is a predicted model, not a curated record. The coding region runs from base 6803 to 7810 and encodes 335 amino acids. Gene Ontology annotation, molecular function: protein dimerization activity.